Messenger RNA from Microthlaspi erraticum, 2208 nucleotides. The record is from the annotation of a GenBank genome assembly. NCBI's taxonomy places the organism in Eukaryota, Viridiplantae, Streptophyta, Magnoliopsida, Brassicales, Brassicaceae.
AUGCCCGUAUCUACCCGAUCUAAGGUGAUGAAUCAGGAGCAAAAUGGUCAUGAAUACACAAAUCUGAAUAUUCCGUUGAGAAAUCCGCAUCAAGGGCUUAAGGAAAAGAUGAGAGCUUUAACUCUCUUGUACGAGCAGCAAAAGCGAGCCUCUUUCUCUCUCCGGAAUCCUAAUCACUCUUCAAAACCCGAAGAUCAGAGCUUUAAGGCUCAGCUGCUUGAUUCUUGCAAGAAAGGAGAUCAAUUUCAUCGCCAAGACGGUAAAGGUUCUAGCUUUGUUGACGAAGAUACCAAAGAGAACAAUGUAGCUGACGCAGAUCGGAUUUUCGGGAUUAAUUCAGUUCCGGUUAAGCCUACUGGUUCCUCUUCUACUGUGAUUAGAAAGCUCUCAAUGGGAAAUGCAGGUAGAAAAAUCGUCACGGAAGCUGAAAAAGGUGAAAAAUUGGAGAUUCUUGAUGCUUGUGGGAGUCGGAUUUCGGUGUUUGUUAGGCUUAGGCCAAUGGGGAAAAAGGAAAGAGAGAAUGGGUCACGAUGCUGUGUCAAGGUUUUGAACAAAAGAGAUGUUUAUCUGACGGAGUUUACGAAUGAUAAUGACUAUCUAAGGCUUAAGAGGCUCCGUGUUCGUCAUUUCACUUUUGAUUCUUCUUUCCCUGAAACCACAACGCAGCAAGAAGUCUAUUCCACCACAACAGGAGAUCUUGUUGAAGCAGUACUUGAAGGAAGAAAUGGCUCGGUUUUCUGCUACGGUGCUACUGGAGCAGGCAAGACUUACACGAUGCUAGGGACAAUGGAGAAUCCAGGUGUAAUGGUGUUAGCAAUCAAAGAUUUGUUUGCUAAAGUUAGACAGAGAAGCUUAGAUGGGAACCAUGUUGUUCACCUAUCCUAUCUUGAGGUCUAUAAUGAAACUGUUAGAGAUUUGCUUUCACCUGGUAGACCUCUCAUACUCCGUGAAGAUAAACAGGGAAUUGUGGCUGCUGGUCUCACUCAAUAUAGAGCUUAUUCCACUGAUGAGGUUAUGGCUUUGCUCCAAAGGGGAAACCAGAACAGAACUACCGAGCCAACUCGUUGCAAUGAAACAUCUUCUCGCUCACACGCCAUCCUUCAGGUCAUCGUGGAGUAUAAGACUAGAGAUGCUUCCAUGAAUAUCAUCAGCAGAGUUGGGAAGCUAUCUCUCAUUGAUCUUGCGGGCUCAGAAAGAGCGGUAGCAACUGAUCAACGAACGCUUAGAUCACUUGAAGGAGCCAACAUCAACAGAUCACUUCUUGCGUUGAGUAGCUGCAUUAACGCGCUUGUGGAAGGCAAGAAACACAUUCCUUACAGAAACUCAAAGCUCACACAGUUACUCAAAGACUCAUUAGGAGGCUCGUGUAACACGGUGAUGAUUGCCAACAUAAGUCCAAGCAAUCAUUCGUUUGGUGAAACACAGAACACUCUCCACUGGGCUGAUCGAGCCAAGGAGAUCCGUUUGAAAGGAUGUGAAGUAAAUGAAGAGUUUGUUCAAGUGGGUGAAGAAGGAGGAGGGCCUGAUCAGGCCAAGCUCUUGUUAGAGCUUCAGAAAGAGAACCGUGAACUGCGUGUCCAGCUGGCAAAGCAGCAGCAAAAGCUUAUAACCAUUCAAGCAGAGACAUUAGCAGCUGCAAAUAACAACAAGACCUGUCAGACACCUCCAUCAAUCUCAUCUCUCAUGACUCCACCAUCUGCAUUGACAGCUCAGCAGAAGAAGAAACCGAGGCAUUCGCUUUUAACAGGGACUUGUUUCACUCCAGAAGCAACCAAAAAGGGAAAAGCGGAAGAAGCUGUGAAGGAGCUUCAGCUAACUGUCAAGGCGUUGAAGAUGGAGAUGGAGAGAAUGAAGAGAGAACAUGGAUUGCAGAUGAAGAAGCAAAAGGAAGAGUUAACGAAAGAUGUUUGUAACAGAAAGAGCGAGAAAACUCCAGAAAGAAGCAAAGAAACAAGGAGGAUUGUCACAAGAGGGAGCUUAAGACCAAAGGAGAAGGAGAAGGAGCUGAAAAGCCCAAGUCAUAGGUUUGCAUCUCCAGCUGCAACAGCUAAGAAGAGAAGCUUCUGGGACAUAACUGUAGCUAAUAGUCCUUCGUUAGAUAGAAGGAAAACAAGAAGCUAUGUUCCUCCUGCUCAUCAAGAAGCUCCUUCGAUGCUGCUUCAGCCGGGUUUUGCUCGUCCAAGGACAACAACACACAUGAAGCACUAA